CUCAGAGAGUGAGUCUGAACUCGACAUGAUGGAGGCUCGUGGGCCAGGGCAAGCGACGCCGUUUGUGCGCGAGGAGGUGCCGACGGCAGCCGGCAAGGGGAUUCCGGGGGACGGAGGCAGGGUUCCCCCGUCGCCCCCUUCGGGAAGGGGCGACUUCGGCGGAGGCAGUGUCAGCCCCACCGACAGCAGCAGCAGCAGCAGCAGCAAGAGCAACAGCAGCCCGAGCAGCAGCAGCAGUGACGCCGGCGGUGCCGGCGGCCCGGGCGGCGAAGAGUCCGGCGACCCAGGUGGGGACGGCGGUAGCGAUGGUGAUCCCGGCGACUCCGAGAACCUCGAAGAGUUGAAGUAUGAUCCAGCCGACGACCGCUACUCCCGCGGGCUAGAAGGGAAGAAACUCCUCUGGGGUGCCUCGAACGCUGGCCCGCUGCGCCAUGGGCUUGAGAGUGGCCGCACGCGGAAGCAGACCUGGGAGAUGCAAGGUGCCGGGGAGAUGCCGGGGCCCGGACAAACACCGGACCCGGAAGAGGCAUUGCUGGCGACCAUCCUGGAAAAUGGCGGGACGGGGAUUGUCGAGGACUACAUCUGCAACUCGCUUGUGAAGGAGCAGUGGGACGAGGAGCAGAUACGCCGUAUGGAGGAGAUGUACAGGCGCGAGAUGCAGGAGGUGUUGGGCCCGGAACAGCAGGCGUUCGGGGCCGAGGUCGACGCCAGCGGGUCUUCGCAACCACUCCCAGACCCACAGCGAAGUAUGACCUCGCCAGUCGGGCAGAAGCCGAGUGAUGUGGAAGCAGUACCGAUGACGUACAAGGAUGUGAUGUGUUCCAAGUACNCAAAGUGGUUGUUCUCUUGGAGGAAGAAUAAGAAGGACCUGAUAGUCGACAUCAAGGCCCGUAUGGUUGCGCGGGGUUUCUCUCAAAUCCCCGGCAUCCACUUCCACCACUCAUCCUCAGCGUGCCCGUCUGCAGCGUCUAUCAAGACGGUGAUUGCCGUAGCCACUGAAAAGGGCAAGAAACUCGCUCACUGGGAUGUGAAGCAAGCGNGA
Ectocarpus sp. CCAP 1310/34 is the source of this 1042-nucleotide messenger RNA. The record is from the annotation of a GenBank genome assembly. Lineage: Eukaryota; Phaeophyceae; Ectocarpales; Ectocarpaceae.